UUUCCUGUAAACUACUUCGCCCACAAGGAACCAUUAACAGGAAUAUUAUUAUAUACUACAUAUAACCUCUUGAACAAACUUCUGCUUGACCUUGCAGCAAAGUGUGAGAGUCAUGGCUCUCUCUAUCUUACUCACACUCACUCUCUUCCUCCUCCCACACGUUAAGGGCAAAGAUGUUGUCAUCGCUGAAGACGGUUACACCGUCACCACCUUAUUCGACGGCCACAAGCCUCAUAUAUUCCCUUACAUCGUCCUUCAACGACCCUUUUCUUCCGAUCUCAUCCUUCUCGAUUCUGUCAACAGCACUUUCUACACCGCGCAAUUCCCCAUUACCCAAGAAAUCGUUUUCACUAGGCUUUCAGGAGAUGGUUCUGUGGGGUAUUUGGAUGGGGACGUUGGUUCUGCUCGGUUUGAUAAACCCAGAAGCUUUGCUUUUGAUCUUAGAGGGAAUGUGUAUGUUGCUGACAAGAACAACCGUGCAAUAAGGAAAAUUAGUGCCAAGGGUGUGACCACAAUUGCUGGAGGAGAUUUCUCAGAAAAGUCGACCUCAAAGGAUGUCCCUGCACUUAAUGCAUCAUUUUCAAAUGAUUUUGACCUGACCUUCAUUCCGGGGAUGUGUGCUUUACUGGUGUCAGAUCACAUGCAUCGAUUGGUCCGCCAGAUUAGUUUGAAGGAGGAGGAUUGCACCUAUGGUUCUAGAUCUGGGCUAAGUGCAGUUAUGACUUGGACUCUUGGAUUAGGACUUUCAUGUUUACUUGGGUUAGUAAUUGGGUUUGCAGUGCGCCCUUACAUCAUCUCUAAUAAACGCCCCAAUUCUUGCCGUUGCAAAGAGACAUGGAAGCAUUGCCUAACCAGUCUGGGGAAGCUAGCUCCGAUGCUCUUCUACGGCGCCAAAAGCGCAAUUGCUAGCUGUAGUUGCUCCUCUGUUUACACGAUCUUGGUGAGGUUUUGGAGAUUGAGCCUCUCACAUUUUGUUUGCUUGUCUAGAAUUAGAAUCAACAUAGUUGCUCCAAGGCCACAUCUGGAGUCUGUGUCUUUGCUAGAUUUAGAUGCCUGCAAUAGUGGUGAGGUAACAAAACCAGGUAAGUACUAUGACCAAUUGAAGGAUUUGAUGAGUUUUGAUGAAGAUUCAACCAAGGGAUUCUUCAACAGAGGAAAUGAUAGCAUAGGAAGGAGGAAUGUGUGCCAUGAAGGUGAUCUCUUGGUGAAGGCUAACAUGGGCAUUGUAGAGCCACCUAAUGAUAACGUUCUCCAUCCAGACUCAUCUGUUUGUAAUAUGGGUAUUGUGAAGCGUAGAUGAAGUUAUUUUGUAUGACAAUUCUAUAUCUUGAAACUAGCAUGCAUAUACUUUCUCACCAACAUGGCAACAUCCAUCUUUUUUUACUUA
Vigna unguiculata (cowpea) is the source of this 1387-nucleotide messenger RNA. RefSeq names its product NHL domain-containing protein. The record is from RefSeq and is a predicted model, not a curated record. Lineage: Eukaryota; Viridiplantae; Streptophyta; Magnoliopsida; Fabales; Fabaceae.